GGAGGCCGAAGACGCGGGAGGCGGCUGAGGAGGCGGGGGAAAGUAGGUGUUCUGGCUGCGUUUAGUCUUCCUGGUCCACUGUCUCAAUGAAGAAGAUGGAACAGGUCCACUGUCCAGGAGACCAGCAUGGUGAAGGGAACCUUGUUCCAGACCCAGAGCUUAGUUCUUGGGAAGCUCUCCCAGUGCUUCCAGAUCACCAGACUCAAGGAGUUGAACUGGUUUGGGCCUAUGCGAUUCCUGUCCUGGACAAGAAGAAGACAUCCCGGCUGGUGAAAGAGGUGUCUGCAAUCUACCCCCUGGUGGGCCAAGGACAUCUCAAGAGGGUCCGAGCCUGUCCUGAUAAGACCAGUCCCCACGCACUGGAAAUUUUGCUCUGUCUAGCGAGCCAGGGAGGAGACACGGUAGAAGGCGUACGGCCCCUUUCUGAGCUCCUCCCCAGUGGACAGAUAGACUGGAGCGACUUAGGAGAACCUUAUCUUGUGCACGUGCCAGCUCAUCCACCCUUUACUAGAGCACAGUUUGAGGAAGCUAAACUCCACUGGCCUACAGUCUUCCAUGAAAACAAACACAUUUCCAAUGCCCUCCAAGGCCUCCUUUUCUCAAAGGAAGAUAAAGCCAAGAUGCAAAUUUACAUGGAGAAGGCCAUCCACACAGCCCGGCAAGGGGCAGAAAGGGGGAUGAAAGCUGUUGGGGCGGUAGUUGUUGACCCAGCCACGGAAGUUGUGUUGGCUGUAGGCCAUGACUGUAGCAACGCCUCAAAUCCAUUACUUCAUGCCACUAUGGUCUGCAUAGAUCUUAUUGCCCAAAGACAAGGCAGAGGUGCAUAUAGUUUUAAUGCUUAUCCUGCUUGUACCAUUUCACCAUCAGGGGACCGAGCCAUUCCCUUACCGGCUAAAAGCAUUCAGCCAGGGGUGGUGCGGAAGUAUGAAUCUAGGCAAGAUGGCCUGCCCUAUAUUUGUACUGGCUAUGAUCUAUAUGUCACCAGCGAACCCUGUGUCAUGUGUGCCAUGGCAUUAGUGCAUUCCAGGAUCCAGAGAGUCUUCUACGGGGCAUCGUCACCUGAUGGGGCAUUGGGCACCAGAUACAAAAUCCAUUCCAAGGAGGACCUCAACCAUCAUUUUGAAGUAUUCAGAGGCAUCUUGGGGACUGAGUGCUGCAGUUUGGACCAAAAAAAGCAAGGACAGCAGUGUGUCUCCUCACAGCUCUGAUCUCAUUUCCUUCUCCUGUAGCCAUGCUGUCCUCUGAGUUGGCCAAGACUUUUUCUUCUCAUUUUGGGGAGACUAUCUUUCCCAUGGGUGUUCCCAAAUAGAACAUUAUCUCUCCUAAUGCUAAAAAGUUGUGUACCGAUCUGUCCCUCCGUAGCUUCUCAUUCAUGGUAAAUGUCAAAAAAAAUAUCGCUCGACCACAUUACUUGUUUCAGUUUGCAGUUGGUUUGUUGUCCGUGUCCCAGACCUUAAUGACCAAAUGAACAAGACUGAAAUUUAAAGAGUUGGCAUC
Messenger RNA from Tachyglossus aculeatus (Australian echidna), 1497 nucleotides. RefSeq names its product probable inactive tRNA-specific adenosine deaminase-like protein 3. The transcript has 2 exons. The record is from RefSeq and is a predicted model, not a curated record. Gene Ontology annotation, molecular function: tRNA-specific adenosine-34 deaminase activity. Gene Ontology annotation, cellular component: nucleus; cytoplasm. Lineage: Eukaryota; Metazoa; Chordata; Mammalia; Monotremata; Tachyglossidae. Bases 87 to 1208 code for a protein of 373 amino acids.